AUGGCGGAACUCUUAGAGGAUUUAUUAAAAUAAAAAAGGGACAACUUUAGAGUUGAAAUAAGAAGAAAGGCCACUGAAGAGCUUUUUAGGCAAAAAAGAAGAAUGCUAACUAAUAAUGAUCAAACUGAGUUGACUGAUGAAAAAGUACAUCUAUGGUACAAGAAUUUAGUGAACUAAAAUUAUGAGGAAACUUUAGAUGAAAUUAUAAAUUACGUAAAGACCUCAAAUGCUGAAUUUAGUUUAGGAUUAAUUAACAAACAUGAAAUAUAUCCAUUAUUGUUAAAUAUUUGGUAUAAGCAAGAAUUAGAUUACAGUAUUAUUUAAAAGUUGCUUUUUAUAUUUGCAGAUUUGCAUUUCUAUAAUGUCUUUGAUGAUUUGAAGUUUUUACAAAAUGAAUCUAUUAUGAGAAAAUUGUUCGACUUGUUACAAAUGGCAUCGUAAAAGAUUCAAUCUCUAAUAUUCUUUUUAUUAGCUAAUCUAGUUGGUAUGGAUAAUGGAAUCAAAGCUAGACAAUUGGCAGAUUAUAGAUUUUGUUCUUUUAUCAGAAAAUUGUGGAUAUAGAAACUAAUUCACUUCGAAGUUGAAAAUAUCAAAGAUUUCUGUUGGUUCUUAAGCAAUUUUUUUAAAUAUGAUCCAAGCAAUGUGGCUGGUUUUACUUUGAGUGAAGUAUAUUGUCUUUAAUUUAUAAAGGUAAAAGAGAUUGUGCCAAUCGUAUUAGAAUGCAUCGAUUAAAAUGAUAAGGAAAUAAGAUCAUAUUCCUUAAUGACUCUAAAAUAUAUGUGUUAAGCCAAAGAAGAAGUAUAUUCGAUGAUCCUCAAAGAACUCAAGGUCUUUAACAAUUUAAUGAAUUUGCAGCUGGUAAGUGCUGAUGAAGACGUGUAAUUGUUGACAACUGAAAUCAUAGCAUCAUUUGCUCUGGCAGAUGAUGAAAUAACUGCAUAGUUGGUGAAUGAGUUCAAAAUCUUAGAUUUCUUUUUAUAAAUCUACAUCCAACAAGGCAGAAACAAAUAGAGAGAAUUCAAAAAAAUAAUAUUAUGGGGAUUGACUAACUUAUGCUCCAAUAAAAAUGUAGAAGUCUUAUAAACUAUAAUAAAACACAACCUUAUUAGAGUUAUGGAAAUGGAUGAAAAUGAAACUGAAAUUAUCAAAGAUAUUCUGGAAGUUAUUAGAUCUCUUUCACAAUUACAAAAUACAGAUUUACUUGAGUAUGUACUAAUGAGUAGAAAUUUUGUUGAUAUUGUUAUGAAUCAGCUCAAAUUAAAGACAUCAAAAGCUAUUGUUUUGACUUGUUUAGAUAUUGUAUAUAACUUUGCCUAUCGAAUUGGCCAAAAUACAUAAAGCGAUGUCAAUAGAGCAAUUUCAACCUUUAUUUCGAAAGGCUUUGAUACUAUACUUAAUCAAUUUGAUUUAGAUUCUGAUCCUGACAUCAAUCUUUAAGCUCAAAGAAUAGCAGAAGCUUUCCUUUAAUGA
This is a messenger RNA of Paramecium tetraurelia, 1470 nucleotides long. RefSeq lists its product as uncharacterized. The transcript has 3 exons. Gene Ontology annotation, cellular component: nucleus. NCBI's taxonomy places the organism in Eukaryota, Ciliophora, Oligohymenophorea, Peniculida, Parameciidae. The record is from RefSeq and is a predicted model, not a curated record. Gene Ontology annotation, biological process: NLS-bearing protein import into nucleus. Gene Ontology annotation, molecular function: nuclear import signal receptor activity.